Schistosoma spindalis is the source of this 1759-nucleotide messenger RNA. NCBI's taxonomy places the organism in Eukaryota, Metazoa, Platyhelminthes, Trematoda, Strigeidida, Schistosomatidae. The record is from the annotation of a GenBank genome assembly.
GACCUUCGCAGUCUUCCAAACUCAUGACCUUGGAGGGUAGAUGCAAUUGCAAUUCCCUGGCGAGUCACAUUUGCAAUAUGUUAGGAUCCAUGUUUGAAGAGCAUCGUCUGAUCCAUGUUAGUCCGGGAUUAGUGAAUAAACUAGUAGAUUUCAUACGUUAUGGACCGGAGUAUAUGCAAGUUGUUUGUGAUUUUGAUCACACAUUGUCCAAAUACAUUCACAAUUCUGAGAAGGUUCCUGUUUGUCAUGAAUUGUUCAUGAAAAACCCUAAAAUUCCUGAGAUAUCUAGAUUACGGCUUCUGGAGUUUUAUGUACCGUUUGAAACGUCCUGUGACAUAUAUGAGUGCGAGAAAUUGUCUCUCAUGAUGGAAUUUUGGAAAUUGGCCCAUAAAGCAUUGGUUGAUGGGAAUGUGUCUCGAAGUGAUAUUAAUGGUUGUGUUUUGGAAGGCGGAAUAGUUUUAAGGAAUAAUGCAACUGAUUUUGUAAAUAAGUUGGCUCAGCUCAGCAUACCACUAGUUAUAUUCUCCGGAGGCAUAGGAAAUGUUAUAGAAACAGUUCUGACAUCGUCAGGUGUAUCCUUGGAAAAUAUUCGUGUUGUUUCAAAUUUUAUGGACUUCAAUCCUGAAGGUCGUUUAGUUGGAUUUCAAGAUCCUGUUGUUCAUUCUCUUAAUAAAAUGUAUAGUGUAAUACAAAAUUCUGAAUAUUUUGAAACCAUUCUGUCGAAAAGAAUUUGUAUUCUGCUUAUCGGUGACUCAACUAAUGAUGCAAAGAUGAUUGAUGAUAGGGAAAAUUUUUCUUAUGAACAAGUUAUAGUUAUUCGUAUAGGAUUUUUAAAUGAAAAAAAUGACGAACAAGUGAAAUUAUUCAGUUCAUUAUACGAUCUGGUUCUUUUAAAUGACGAGACAUUUGAUAUUCCUUUGUUCAUUUUAUCAUCUAUCGUUAAUUCUACUGAACUAUGUAAACAUGAGAGCAACAAUAAGACCUCAAAUAUCUGACAGUAAUACUUUUAAUGAGAUCGGUUAUUUUGAUAAAAAUUGUAUUCUAAUUAUUUAAAUAAAAAAGAAUUUAAUCCUUGUUUGGUUUUUUAGAAAAACGUGUUAUUUGGUGAAGUGGCAGUACCAAGGUAUUCAAAUACAUAAAAUUGAUGCUCGGCUAGUUGUUCAAGGGAAAUAUAAAGUGUUCUGCUAAUAAUUUCGCACUAAAUAAGAAAAAGAUUUGUAAUUUAUUAGUUUCAUUGUUUGAAUUAACGGAUGACUAAUUGAAUUUUCAGUUGUGAACAUAACACAAAUUUGAGUAUAUUCUAUUUGAAGAGUCUGAAGUAAAACGAACCGUGUACCUACAUCAAAUAAUCUGACUAUUCAGUAUGAAAUAUUUUCUUUAACUUGGAGGUAUUCGAAGAAAGUUAAUCAAUAUUCGCUGUUGAUCAUAGAGACUAAUGUGACAAAUUUUUACUGAAAAUCGUAUCAAUAUACGAAACACUGUCCUUCACAAAAGUGUUACAUUUUGUCAAUCGUUUCUGCAUUAAUUCCAUAAGAGAUAAAGGUCGCGAAUGGAUAGUUCAAAUUUUUGAAAUUUCAUAUUAUUUUAUUUUCGGAUAAUCUGUUUGAAAACUUGAUGAAAUUUAAAGACAUUCUAAAGAAGCAAUAUGCGAAGACCACAUAUACACUGAAAUAUUUAUAAAUUCUGGUUUACUAUUCGUUUAAUAAAACUAUUAUGAAUAAAUAGUGAAACAUCAGUAAAAACUUUUGUUUUGUUUCCU